Messenger RNA from Vicia villosa (hairy vetch), 2477 nucleotides. Its product is annotated as AP2-like ethylene-responsive transcription factor At1g16060. Gene Ontology annotation, biological process: regulation of DNA-templated transcription. The transcript is spliced from 8 exons. The coding region runs from base 91 to 1092 and encodes 333 amino acids. Lineage: Eukaryota; Viridiplantae; Streptophyta; Magnoliopsida; Fabales; Fabaceae. The record is from RefSeq and is a predicted model, not a curated record. Gene Ontology annotation, molecular function: DNA-binding transcription factor activity; DNA binding.
UCAUAUAUUUAUAUAACUAUGUCCCUUCCAUCACUCUUCGAACUGUAAGCGUAUCUAGUGCAGUGUUCAUCUCUGAUCUUCUAUUCACUCAUGGCUAAGAGAUCUCAAAAAACCACUUCUUCUUCUUCCUCUACUAUUACUACUACUACUUCAUCUUCUUCUUCUUCUACCACCAUGGUGAAACGUAAACGUAAAAGCAUCCCAAGAAACUCACCUCCACAAAGAAGCUCUAUUUAUAGAGGUGUCACAAGACAUAGAUGGACUGGUAGAUAUGAAGCUCAUUUGUGGGAUAAGAAUUGUUGGAAUCAAUCACAAAGCAAGAAAGGAAGACAAGUAUAUCUAGGUGCUUAUGAUGAUGAAGAAGCUGCAGCACGUGCCUAUGACUUGGCAGCAUUGAAGUAUUGGGGCCAAACCACAAUUCUCAACUUUCAAGUAUCAAAUUAUCAAGAGGAGCUCAAAGAGAUGGAAGGACAAUCAAAAGAAGAAUAUAUUGGAUCCUUAAGAAGAAAAAGCAGUGGAUUUUCAAGAGGAGUCUCAAAAUACAGAGGUGUAGCAAGACACCACCACAAUGGAAGAUGGGAAGCUCGAAUUGGAAGAGUCUUUGGCAACAAAUAUUUAUACCUUGGAACCUAUGCUACACAAGAAGAAGCAGCGAGAGCAUAUGACAUGGCAGCAAUAGAGUACAGAGGACUUAACGCGGUUACAAAUUUUGAUCUUAGUUGUUAUAUCAAUAAUGAUAGCAAUAGCAAUCAUAAUCAAAACCCUAGCAAUAAUAAUCAAGAGUUAGAUCUUAAUCAAGAACUAGUUGAUGCAAGUGACACAUCAACGACAUCUUCAGCAGUCGAUCUUAUCUUAAACUCAUCAAAAUUCGAAGAAAUGUUACAAAAUACUACAUCCCCGUCAUCGGUUGAAGAUAGUUAUACUCCAUCACUUGUCGAGUUAAAUCAGCCUCAUCGGAAUUUUCCUGAAGAUAUUCAAACGAUCUUUGAAACUCAAUAUUCAAGUAUCUACAACGAGAAUGAUGACGACUUGAUAUUUGGUGAAUUGAGCUCAAUUGAUGCACCCAUUUUUCAUUAUGAGCUUGAUGCUUGAUUAGAACAAGGUUCAUCAACCAAAAAUAGAUGACAAGGAAAUUAGCAACAAAAAAAUAUGAGUAAACAAAUAUAUAGAAUGGAAGAUUCUUUAAAGAGAAAAAAGAAUAAUUUGUUACAAUUAUGAUCCAACAAGAUGGCAUGUAAGAGUUUUAUAUUAACAAUUUAGUUUUAUCAUAUGUAUGUCUCCUCUCCAUCAUAUAUUCUUUCUUCAUAUGUUAUAGUCUAUUCAAUAGUUUUUAUUUUGUUUAAAUGAGUUUUUAAUUUUAUAAAUAUAUAAAUUGCAUACCUUUCCCUAUAAGUUUCAAUUUUUGUUAAUUACUUAACUUUAAGGGGUGAUGUGCCUAAAAUAAGUAUAGUACCAUGUGAUAUGUGCUGUCAUCAAUUUCAAUUCCAAAUUUGGCAUUAAACACCGCAGCAUGAAAUUCAAUUUCAAAUUCGGCAUCAAAUAAGCAGAUUCACUUACCAAAAUCAUAAUACCAAAACUGGUGAUGAGCAACAUCACUAAAUGUUAAGGAAACAUACACAACAAAUGCACCACCAACCAACAUAUGCUCUGCCUGCAACAGCUUCAACUAAAUUUUACCUCUUCGUUCUAGAUAUGUCUGACAACAUGGUCCAGAUAAAGAGGCAGUAGUGAUAAGUUUGACAGACCUUCUCCAAAAUUCUAAGGUGCCGCAGGUGCAGACUCAUCGGUCCGGGUCUGGGAUGCAUCAGGUGCCGUCUGGGACUGUGAUGCCUUAGGUGUUCUGUUGCUUAAUUUUGUGACCAAUAUCAGAAACCUUAGUUGGUAUUCCAGGCAUGAGUCAGAAAAAGAAUAAUGGAAAGCAAAGGAUUGUUGCGCUUCUGAUUUGCCAUUACUCAUUUUUUAUCACAUGAAACCUUAGUUAUGCAUUUAUCACAUGAACAUGAAUCUAUUCAUGUAUGAUUCACAUGACACAUAUUGCUUUUAUAUUCAGGAACUCUUUUAUAGAUGUUCAACAGCUCAGGUUCACAUCCAGCAAAACGUGGCUAAGAGUGCAAAAUGUAGUUUGCGAGAAAUUCAAUUGAGCUCAGACAAAUCUUAAGAACAAGAAAGUGUGGCAGAACAAGAAAAUGGUUUCUAGCAAACCAUUUUCUUGUUCUUAGAGGCUAAACCACGAAUACUAUAACAAAUCAUCUCUGGAACUGGAAGUCUUCAUUGCAACUUUCUGACAACAGAGGUUUCUAGCAAAUCACUUUGGAAACAGUUUAUUUGUCAAAUCAGUAUGAUUUAUCCAGAAAGACCAUUUUAUUAAGACAACACACAGAUUUAUACUACACCCUCAACUGAACUAUUAUAGUAUCCCAAAGUUAAGCUCAACUUGUAUUCCUUUCAAUAGUUUUCUGUACUUUUUCUUUGCAAAA